CCGUAUCAGCCUGUGUCAGGGCUUUCCACUGCUGCAUUUUGAUGUCGCUCAGGCGGAUCAGAGCUGAUGUAAGGCGGACCUUGGUCUCAUUUACACUUAUUAAUGUCCUAUAAACAACAUGAGGUCUGCUAAGCGGUGGCUGCUGGCCGGUUUUGCGCUUGUAUUCAUUUACGGAGCAGUUGAGUCCAAAAGGAAUUUUAAAUGCCCUUCAGGAUGCUCCUGCUCCAAGGAGACGAUCGUCUGCGUGGGCGCCUCGCAGAUCCCACGGACUAUACCGAGUGAGAUCAACUCGUUGAGCAUAGUAAAUGGGUCCAUUGCUGAAAUUACAGAGGGGAUGUUUGCACUUAUGCCUUCUCUGCAGCUACUGCUGUUAAAUGCAAACUCUUUGACCACAAUCAGAGACGAUGCUUUCUCUGGCCUUCCUCAUUUGGAAUAUCUAUUCAUUGAAGGGAACAAGAUUGAAACGCUGACCAAAAAUGCCUUCCGUAGUCUACGAGAUGUAACUCAUCUAUCCCUUGCCAACAACAAGAUGAAGUCUUUGCCAAGAGACCUCUUUUUUGACUUGGAUUCAUUGCUGGAGCUGGAUUUGAGGGGCAACUCUUUCCAGUGCACUUGUGAGAACAAGUGGCUGAUGAUGUGGCUGAAAAACACAAACGCCACAGUAUCAGAUGUCUACUGCGCAGGCCCCAGUGACAUGAAGGGCAAGCGUCUCAAUGACCUUCCUAUUCCACCGGGCCAGUGUAUCUCCACAGACUUUGUACGUCAUCAGUCCAUUCCCAUUCAGUCCAUGUCAGCAGACAUCUUCUCCUUUAAAGACGACAUCUACGUGGCCAUGGCUGCUCCCAACUCCAACAGCUGCAUAGUCAUGGAGUGGGAUCACAUCGAAAUGAAUUUCCGAAAAUUUGAUAAUAUUACAGGAAAGUCUGUCGUUGGAUGCAAGUCAGUCUUGAUUGACAACCACGUCUUGAUAAUUGUUACCCAGCUGUUUGGUGGCUCUCACAUUUACAAGUUUGAUGAUCAACAAAAUAAGUUCUCAAAGUUUCAAACUAUUGAGGUCUUCAACAUCUCGAAGCCAAAUGAUAUUGAGGUUUUCCAAAUGGAUGGAGAAUGGUACUUUGUGAUUGUGGACAGCUCCAAGGCGGGCCUGUCUACUCUGUAUAAGUGGACUGACCAACCUGACCGCAAUGAAACUGGAUUUCACUCAUAUCAGUACCUCCAUGAAUGGUUUCGAGAUACGGACGCCGAGUACGUGGAGGUGGAUGGGAAGUCCUACCUCAUCUUGGCCAGCCGCUCCCAGCCACCGGUCAUAUACCUGUGGAACAAGAGCACCCUGAAGUUUAUACUUCACGGAGAAAUCCCGAAUGUUGACGACGUGGUUGCAGUCAAAGCUUUCAGGAUGGAAGAUGGACUGUAUCUGGCCAUGACGUGUUAUAUCGGUGACUCCAAAGUGAUCAGAUGGACUAAUAAGCAGUUCACUGAAGUACAGGCUCUGCCCUCUCGAGGAGCCAUGAUCCUGCAACCUUUCACCUUCACAGACAGACACUAUCUUGCUCUUGGAAGUGAUUAUUCCUUCACACAAAUAUACCUCUGGGAUGUGGAAACCAAAACCUUCAAAAAGUUUAAGGACAUUUAUGUGCAGUCACCGCGGGCAUUCACUGUGGUGAGCACCGAUCGCAGAAAUUUCAUCUUUUCCCCCAGCUUCAAGGGCAAAUCCAUGGUGUUUGAGCAUAUUAUGGUAGAUUUAAGCUUAUAAUGCUAAGAAAAGCAAAAUACUGAUCACAGUAGGUGUCCCUCUGAUAGUGUGUGCUGAAAGGACUUGCAAAUGCGAUAUAAUGUUCUUAUGCAACUAUGUCUUUUGGGACAGCCAUGCAGGUUAUUUGCAUUUCUAACAAGCGUGUUCUGUAGGUAUAACUAAUAAUAGGCUGCAAGUGGAAAAUAAAAUGGUGCAAGAAAACAAUGGCAAUAUUUGAAAUGCAAAACAGCAUGAUGAUAACAAUACAGUGGUUUUUUGACAUAUUACCCAAACAGGGGUUGACUUUUACCACAAUUCUCUUUUAGACAAAGGGAUUUCCUAGAGGUAGGAUUAAAGCAAAAAUUAGGAAGCAUCUUGUCCCAGUAACUGUAAUGACUAAUGCUUUGUAAUGUUUUGUCCCCAGAACAUAAAUCUGAAUGUAAUUUGCUAAAUAGUAUAAUCUUAAGCAACAUGUAGUAAAGUCUCCUGCUCAGUAUUUAUAGUAAACUACUGUAUGAACAGAGUGCCUAACUAAAAGUAUUCUACUUUACUCAUGAUUUCUAUGCAAUUGUAUAUAGUGUUGUUUUGAAUUACAAUCACAAGUUUAACUCUUUGCUGCUAUAUAAAUUAAGAUGCAUUACAGGAGAUAUUUAUAUGAUUUUAACCCACAAGUGUGACCUCUUUUCUUCACUGAACCUUUACAGGCUUGAAUAAUGUUACAAAAAGCCAUCCAGCUGUACAUUAUUAAAAAUGUGGAUUUUUGCAAACAUUAAUGAAAUACUAUAUUAUUGUAUUUUUUUCCAUUCUUUUACUAUCUUAUUGUUAAACUAAUCUUUUAGACAGCACUCAUCUACAUAUUUAUGCAAUGUGUUUUGUUAAAAUGUGGAAAUGCAUUAAAAGAACAUCUAAUCAUA
Molecule: messenger RNA, 2646 nt
Organism: Sphaeramia orbicularis (orbiculate cardinalfish)
Lineage: Eukaryota; Metazoa; Chordata; Actinopteri; Kurtiformes; Apogonidae
Product: leucine-rich repeat LGI family member 2-like
Exons: 8
Coding region: 119-1753 (544 amino acids)
Biological process (GO): inhibitory synapse assembly
Molecular function (GO): protein binding
Source: RefSeq, a predicted model, not a curated record